GCCGCUCCUCCAGCCCGCGCCCCUCGCUCUCCGGGAGCUCGGCCUGGUGGGUGCCGGCACCGCCCCGCUCCUCCGGGACCCGCGGGAGCAGCGCCGAUCUGCAGCUGUCUUCCAGCGGUGCUCCCAGCCCGGACACCCCGGCCGUGCCCCGGAUCCCCAGCCGGCUGCAGCCCCGGUGCCCCAGCGGGGACUGUCGCUGCCCCGGGCCGGCAGACUUUGCCCCUGGCACUCGCAGCAGGGUUUGCCCUCCGUGCCGCGUUCCAUGCUGGCCCCGGAGGGGCCCUGAGCCCCGCCGGAGGGACACCCACGCUCGCACUGCGGUGCUCAGAGGGCUCGGUGCCCGCAGCGCUCUGCUGUGAGCGGCACGGCGGGGCUGGGCUGAGUCCCGGGCGCUGCUGAGGCCAUGCUCCGGCUGCGCCUGCUGACCUGGGACGUGAAGGACACGCUGCUGCGGCUGCGGCAGCCCGUGGGCCAGAGCUACGCGGCCGAGGCUCGGGCCCAGGGGCUGCAGGUGCAGCCCGAGGCUCUGGGGCGCUCCUUCCGAGAGGUGUACGGAGCCCAGAGCCGGCGCUUCCCCAACUACGGCCACGGCCAGGGGCUCAGCUCCCGGCAGUGGUGGCUGGAUGUUAUCAAACAGAGCUUCAGGCUCUCGGGCGUGCUGGACGAGGCAGCCCUGACGAAGGUGGCAGAAAAGCUCUACCGCGACUACUGCAGCUCCCACAGCUGGGAGAUGCUGCCGGGAGCCGCCGAGACCCUGAACCGGUGCCGCGAGCUCGGCUUCCGCAUGGGAGUCGUGUCCAACUUCGACAGCCGGCUGGAAGUCAUCCUCUCGCAGUGCAACCUGCGGCACCACUUCCAGUUCGUGCUCACCUCCGAGGCCGCGGGCGUCGCCAAGCCGGACGGGAGGAUCUUCGAGCAGGCGCUGCGGCUGGGCGGGGCGCGGCCCGAGCAGGCGGCGCACAUCGGCGACGACUACAGCCGCGACUACCGCGCAGCCCGGGCCGCGGGCAUGCACGGCUUCCUGCUGCGGCCGGCCGGCCAGGAGCAGAGCCAGGGCCAGGAGGUGCCCCCCGAGCACGUCCUGCCCACGCUCAGCCACCUCCUGGCUCGCAUCCAGAAGGAGUAGCUGCGGUUCAGAGGGAUCCAGUGCUGCUGAACUGUCCUGACUGACAUUUCUUGCUGCCAGGUGGGCAGGGAAGAGCAGCGAGUGUGAGCUGCCUAUGAAACGGGAGUGUUCAUGGAAUAAAACAUUUCUGAUGCCCAGCAGUGGAGCAGGUGUGUUUCAUGGCUUUAAAAACACCUGCUGAAGAGGGUCAGCUGUGGUGUCCUUCCCUAACAGGGCUGGGACUGGGUCACUCCCGAGGCUCAUUCUGCAGGGGAUGGAGGCAAAUGCUGAGGUUUAUCCCUUCU
Molecule: messenger RNA, 1410 nt
Organism: Ficedula albicollis (Collared flycatcher)
Lineage: Eukaryota; Metazoa; Chordata; Aves; Passeriformes; Muscicapidae
Gene: HDHD3
Product: haloacid dehalogenase like hydrolase domain containing 3
Exons: 1
Coding region: 404-1126 (240 amino acids)
Source: RefSeq, a predicted model, not a curated record